This is a messenger RNA of Malassezia restricta, 2226 nucleotides long. Its product is annotated as nucleoporin NUP82. The record is from RefSeq and is a predicted model, not a curated record. Gene Ontology annotation, biological process: protein import into nucleus; mRNA export from nucleus; ribosomal large subunit export from nucleus. Gene Ontology annotation, cellular component: nuclear pore. NCBI's taxonomy places the organism in Eukaryota, Fungi, Basidiomycota, Malasseziomycetes, Malasseziales, Malasseziaceae. Gene Ontology annotation, molecular function: structural constituent of nuclear pore. The transcript has a single exon. The coding region runs from base 1 to 2226 and encodes 741 amino acids.
AUGUGGCAGGAAGCCCUAUCGACGCAUCCGAUCGUGACAGAGCGGCGUCCGCCCAAUGAAAGAGGCGGCGCCGAUAUUACGCGCCGCACGUCGCUGCUAGCGACACGCGGCACAGACCUGCUGGCUGUAGUGGAUAAUGAGCUACGGAUGACCAGCGUGGCGUAUGCGAAGCGACAUGUUGAACAGGGGGAGGGGGCACUCUCGUACAAAGUACUUACAAACGAGGCACUCAACUUCCCUAUUCAGUCGAUCCUAGUGAAUUCGACGGGAAAACUACUUGCGGUCGUUGGUGUAUACGAGGUCGUUAUUGUGAUUUUGCCUCGGCGCGGCUACAUGAAGCAGGUCGGCACGGCCCUACCAGUCAAGGCCGUGCGUGUGGGAACAUACUACCAUGCGCCUCAUGGAACAUCGCCUAUUGCACAAUGCAGAUGGCACCCAUACGGUGCAGGUGGCGUGAGUUUCAUUGUGCUUACGGAGGAUGCCGUGGUGCGUGAGUACGACGUUUCGCAUGACGUGGACGAGCCGCAGCAGACAUUGGCAGUCCUCGGACAGCCGACGCGCACGUCUUCGAUGCUUUCGGCUGAGGACGAUGAUGCAAAAGUGGCUGUGUCUUGCACAUUUGGCGAGGAGAGCAGCAGCUGGCUCCUGUUCACGCUAUUGGUACUUAUGCGCAGUGGUGACGUCUACAUAUUGUGUCCGUUUAUGCCGAAACAUGCAGCGCUUCCACGCUUGCAUGUAGAGACCCUAGCGGCAUUAGAGGCGCGGAAUACGCAGAACUCGACACUGGCGAUGAGGUUCUUGGGCGAUUUGGUGCGCCAGAUGCAAGAGGCGACGGCGCCGUCAUUUGACGACACAUCACUGGACCUUGCGGAGCCGUUGACGGAAGGCUAUGUACACGUUGUGUUGCCUGCCUGUGUGCCGCAUCGUACCGCGGCCCAAGGACCUUGCCUCAUGCGCCCUGCGCCGGUAGAGCUGAAUGAGGACGUUGCGUCUAUGGCCUGUGACGUGAUCAUGACACGUAUUGCUGAGGAUCAAGCGGCACUGGAUGUAGUGCUCAUCGCGACACUCGAAGGCAGCAUCCAGUGCGGUCUGCUUGCGAAGCCCGUUGUGCCGCAUUGGAUUAUGGGACGCAGUCAUGCAGAGCUGCCGAUCAUGGCCGUGUGCGAAUGCAUUGACUUGGAACUGCCUCGCUUGGAGGCAUCUGUGCGCACGUUGCAAUUCGUGAAAGAUGCUCUAUACCCCGACAUGGUGUGGGUGACUCAUAUGCAUGGUAUGCAUGCGCUCUCGCUCCAGCCAUGGACAGCACCGCUGCUUUCUGCGAUGGCAAGUGGAAAUACCGACAGACUAGCCGCGGAGCAGCAGCAUCACACGACCGUGGCACCAUUCGUUUGCCUCACAACAAGUGCUGAUGCGCCUGCCAUCACUGGCGCCUGUAUCAUUAAUGAUGUCUAUCUAUCGUAUGCCUUUUUCAUUCUCACCAGUGAUACGCAGCUGCUCGCCCGCGAACUGAAUUUGCGCUCCGUCACAGAAGCGCAUCCACCUCCUACCGGGAGAGUGGCCGAGUAUAAGACGCUGCUGGCCGAGCCCUUCGAGAUGCCCAAGGCACUUGAGCCCAUGCAGCUUCGACCACCGAACAUGCCUGGCGAGAUACGUGCGGAUGCACAUACGCUCCGAGCCUUUGGCCAGGCGACCGAGACGGUUCGCCAACGUUUGCAGGACGUGGCCAAAGCAGGCCAUGCGAUUCAGACGCGAAGCGCGCAGCAAAUGCGCGAAAUGCAGCGGCAAGUAGCCCAACUGGCACAGGCAUCGAAGCGUGUCGAUGCGGUGCUAGCUGAGGUACUGCGUGCGCGUAUCGAGCGUAUCGAUCAAACGCAGCGCGCUACGGUGCAGCGCCUCGACACCUUACUUCAGCAAUUGAUGGAUGAGCAUACGCCGCAGCUAUCCGUGUAUGAGCGCCGUUGGUUUGACGAGCUUCAGCGCAUGUCGCACGAGUUCCUUGGCGACAAAGCCAAAGCAAAGGAGCAGUUGCUGAAGUUGGAGCACCAAUGGUCACACCUGCAGCAUCACCACCAUCUACAAAGCGACCAAGUGCGUCCCAAGUCCUCCGAACUCGGUUCGCGCCAGCGCGAACGGAUCGAGCACACCCUAGCUCAAGAAGCGCAAAUGCUGGCGCAAGCACGCUCCAAGAUCCAAUAUCUGCGCACGGCUUUGGGUAUGCACACGUAG